AUGGGUCCAGGGCAAAGCUCUGUAGUUCCACCAGCAGACGUAGUUCAGCUCUUUGAAUUGUUGCUAAAACCUAGUGUGCAGGACUACAUGCAGGCCGUUGUAAAACAAUUCAAGUCUGGACAGUCUGAAAGCUGUGUGAACUCCCAGAUGGUAGACAAAUCAUAUGAAACUUUGGACCAGGAGAUCAGGAUGCCUACUUUGACUACACAAACAUGGACUCCAUACACAAACUACACACAGCCACCCCCAUGGUCCGCACAUGACACUUACAUAUCAGAGCAAACACCACAGACAACACUUAAUACACCAACACUCAAAACACCAACAAAGCAAAGUACAACACGCAACACACACUUUCAACAUUUCACAACUUUACAGGAUAACAAUGUCAUCUCAACUCCUCAGAGCUUUAUCACAACCCACAAUAUUCAACCACGGUACACACACAUUCAGUCUUUACAGAACACAAACACAGAUCCAUUGAGUAUCACAAAUGUGCUUCCAUUUCAAAAUGCAGUCACUCAGUCAGUACAAGACACAAAUACACUUUCAUUUCAAAACACAGUCACACAAUCAGUACAGAACAUGACCUUGUCACCUCAGAGCACCACAUCUCCUGUGAUUUCGCAACAAAAUACCCUGCCAACUACUCCAAGGAGAUCUCCGAGAAAACAUGCCUCAACACCAGAGGAUUCUGAUAGCCAGAUGACAAAACUCCUGGCUCAUCACAGCUUGAAAGUGAGGAGAGAAUCUCUAAGGAAGGCCAAAGAUGCCGCCAAAAAGGCCCAUCCCACCAAAAUGGCCUUUACUAUGACGGCCAAACUUCUACCGGCCAUAUUUUCCUGGGAGGAGUUGGCAUCUAGCAGGGGUCAAGGAAUCAAAUCCAAAGAAGGGGACCUGAGACCUGUUUUGGAUAACUCCAAAAUGGACGUCUUAAAGGAAUAUAUAGCCAUCUGGUGUAAUCAGAAUGGUGGGUCAUUUUCUGAGAAGAGUGUAAAUGACGCAGUGACAGAGCAGGUGUCGUAUGCCAGGAAAAAGAUUAAAAGCAAAGCGACAAAAAACUGAGGAUCAUAAGAGGACUAAUUUCAUGUGAACUCUUGCUGAAUACAAGUAAAAGAUUUCUUUCAGCUGAUUUAAAAGCCAAUUUAAAAGUUUGAAAUAGACAGUAAUAGUUUAACUUUUGAAGUCAGAUGUAACUUUAAAUAAGUUAAUAAAUAAUGUACUAACGUUAUGUUUUACUUCAUUGUU
This is a messenger RNA of Saccostrea echinata, 1248 nucleotides long. Its product is annotated as mucin-5AC-like. The record is from RefSeq and is a predicted model, not a curated record. The transcript is spliced from 5 exons. The coding region runs from base 1 to 1065 and encodes 354 amino acids. Lineage: Eukaryota; Metazoa; Mollusca; Bivalvia; Ostreida; Ostreidae.